AUGGCCUACCUCUUGUUAUAUGUGGAUGAUAUCAUCCUCACUGCCUCUAGUGAUCGUCUCUUACACCAUUUUAUCAAGGCUAUGUCACAAGAAUUUUCCAUGACUGAUCUUGGCAGAUUACACCACUUCUUGGGUAUUGAAGUUCAACACCAGAAUGGAGGUCUCUUCCUUUCCCAGCGCUCUUAUAUACAGGACAUCUUAAGUAGGGCAAAGAUGGAAAACUGCAAACCUUGUCAUACGCCAACUGACAUUAAUUCAAAACUUAGUGCUUCAGCUGGCAACCUCCUUCCUGAUGGCACCUUGUACCGUAGUCUUGAGGGUGCUUUGCAAUACCUUACUUUCACCCGCCCGGACAUUUCGUAUGCAGUUCAGCAGAUCUGCUUGUUUAUGCAUGCCCCAAGGGAGCCUCACUUCGCAUUCCUGAAACGUAUUCUACGCUACCUUAAAGGCACAGCUGAUCACGGGUUACAUUUACUCCCCUCCAAGUCAGUUCAAAUGACCGCGUACUCUGAUGCUGACGGGGGGGGGGGUUGUCGAGAUACGAGACGAUCAACAUCUGGUUAUUGUGUGUUUCUUGGGGACAACUUAAUCUCUUGGUCUUCCAAGCGUCAAUCUAUUAUUUCACGCUCUAGUGCUGAAGCAGAAUAUCGCGGCGUCGCCAACACCACAGCUGAGCUCUCCUGGAUUCGUAAUCUUCUCCUCGAACUGCAUUUACCGGUCAGACAGGCCUCCAUCAUUUACUGUGACAACAUUUCUGCUAUUUACUUGUCUCACAAUCCGGUUCAGCACCAACGCACCAAGCAUGUGGAAAUUGACAUUCAUUUUGUGCGCGAAAAAGUUCGUCUUGGUGCAGUUCGUGUUCUACAUGUUCCUAGAGAGUACUAG
Messenger RNA from Helianthus annuus (common sunflower), 885 nucleotides. RefSeq lists its product as uncharacterized. The coding region runs from base 1 to 885 and encodes 294 amino acids. The record is from RefSeq and is a predicted model, not a curated record. The transcript has a single exon. Lineage: Eukaryota; Viridiplantae; Streptophyta; Magnoliopsida; Asterales; Asteraceae.